Molecule: messenger RNA, 531 nt
Organism: Rotaria sp. Silwood2
Lineage: Eukaryota; Metazoa; Rotifera; Eurotatoria; Philodinida; Philodinidae
Source: the annotation of a GenBank genome assembly
AUGGAAAAAUUAACUGUAGUUAAUGAGAAACCACAAAAUAACAAACUAUUUAGUGAAUCAAAGAAUGACAAUCAAGGUUUAUCAAUCAUUAAAUAUCCUCAUCUUACUGAUCUUAUACUUUAUGAAGUUCAUGAUGAUUAUAUCGAACAAUUUCUAGAUGAUGCGAAAAUGUGUUUGCCGAAUCAUGUUAAUCUUUCUAUCGAAUAUGAACCACUUAGAAGAGUGACACAUAAUUUUACAAGAAAUGCAACACGAUCUAAUUGUGCAAAAUUGAAUUCUUUAUAUUUGAAUGGUAAACGUCGAGCUCGUAAACUUGUAAAAACUUCAUUAAUCAAUGAAAACCAAUUGGCGAUUGAAGUAGAGAGAAAAUUGAAAAAUAUUUUGAAAGCUCGUCGUCAAACAAGAAAACGUAAAUUAAAACGACAACAACAUGAAGAAAAACAACAAAAAACAACAACGGCAUCAGGUAUUGAUCGAACAGGUUCAGAUGAUGAUGAUGAUGAUGAACCGCUCGAUUUAACAAUAAAAUAA